Molecule: messenger RNA, 4920 nt
Organism: Hemicordylus capensis (graceful crag lizard)
Lineage: Eukaryota; Metazoa; Chordata; Lepidosauria; Squamata; Cordylidae
Product: oocyte zinc finger protein XlCOF6-like
Exons: 6
Coding region: 161-2719 (852 amino acids)
Biological process (GO): regulation of DNA-templated transcription
Source: RefSeq, a predicted model, not a curated record
AGGAUCAUUUGGGGAGCCCAUGGGGCAUCCAUUCGAAGGAGAAGGAGGGAGGAUGAUGAAGGCCAAGGAAUCUCGGGAGAAGUUCCUGCUGCAAGGACCAGUCUGUUGGUGAAACAACUUUGGCCUUCUUGGAGGCUGCCUUUGGAGCACAGAAUUGGAGAUGGAAAUGCAAGACUCAGGUGGCCCAGAGACCAUCAAGGCUGGGAGAAGUCAGGAAUUCUGGGAAAGGACUCUGCAGGAAAUCCUGCAUGAGGACACGCUCCCUUCAGAUGUCCAGCGCCAGCGCUUCAGGCAGUUCCGCUACCAGGAGGUUGAGGGGCCCCGACAGGUUUGCAGCCGACUCCACCACCUUUGCUGUCAGUGGCUCAGACCAGAGCAACACACGAAACAACAGAUCAUGGACCUUGUGCUCCUAGAGCAGUUUCUGACCAUCCUGCCCCCCAAGAUGGAGAGCUGGGUGAGGGAAUGUGGAGCAGAGACCAGUUCGCAGGCCGUGGCCCUGGCAGAAGGUUUCCUCUUGAGCCAGUCAGAGGCCAAGAAGCAGGAAGAGCAGCAGGGAUUUCUGUUGGCUUUUCAGGUGCAGCGGCCAUUAGCAGAAGCAAAGCCCAAUGUUUUUGAGGCAGAGAAGACUCUAUCAGACGCCAGACUGAAGCUGCUGCACGGAGGGAGAUCUCAGGAGGAUCAUGCAGAUUCCACCUCAUUGGUUCAUGGAACCCCACUGGAGGUGUUGACAAGCUCAUGGCUCCCCUGUGUGGAUGGAGAAGCAGCUUCUACCCAACCAGAUCAGGAUGCCGUGUCCUUUGAGGAGGUGGCUGUGCAUUUCACGGAGGAGGAGUGGGCUCUGCUGGAUGCAGACCAAAGAGCCCUGCACAGAGCAGUCAUGGAGGAGAAUAGGCAGAAUGUGGCCUCUCUGGCAGGUGAUGAGUGGAAAAGCAAGCCUGAAGAAGAAGCAUGCGGGUCAGUAUUAGUAGAAAGAGCAAGAAAUAAAAAGAAAGGACAACAGAGAAAAGCAACAAAAGAAAAGCAGGAAAGGAAGAAUGAAUCUCAUUCUGUUCAUGCUGGUGACUGCCAAGAAACACCAAUCCAAGAAGAAAUACAGAAGGGAAAGCAAAAGAGGAAGCCCCUCUCAUGUGAAAAAAGCAUUGGUUAUAAAUUGUGGCUGAAAUGUCACUGGAGAAUGAAGAGAAGGGAGAAGAAACCAUUUAAGUGCUUGGUGUGUAGAAAGAGCUUCAGUCUGAACUCACAUCUAAGAGAACACCAAGGAAUUCAUACAAGAGAGAAACCAAUUAAAUGCCUAGAGUGUGGAAAGAACUUCAGUCACAGCUCAAAUCUUAGGAGACAUCAAAGAAUUCACACAGGAGAGAAACCAUUUAAAUGCUUGGAGUGUGGAAAGAGCUUCAGUCGGAACUCAGGUCUUAGGAGUCAUCAAAUAAUCCACACAGAAGAGAAACCAUUUAGAUGCUUGGAGUGCGGAAAGAGCUUCAUUCAGAGCUAUAAUCUUAGGACACAUCUAAGAACCCAUACAGGAGAGAAACCAUUUAGAUGCUUGGAGUGUGGAAAGAGCUUCAGUCACAGCUCAGUUCUUAAGAAGCAUGAAAGAAUUCACACAGGAGAGAAACCAUUUAGAUGCUUGGAAUGUGGAAAGAGCUUCAUUCAGAGCUAUAAUCUUAGGACACAUCAAAGAAUCCACACAGGAGAGAAACCAUUUAGAUGCUUGGAGUGUGGAAAGAGCUUCAGUCAGAGAUCAGGUAUGAGAAGCCAUCAAAUAAUCCACACAGAAGAGAAACCAUUUAGAUGCUUGGAGUGUGGAAAGAGCUUCAAUAAGAGUGCAAAUCUUAGACAACAUAAAAAAAUUCACGAAGGAAAGAAACCAUUUAGAUGCUUGGAGUGUGGAAAGAGCUUUAUUCAGAACUCACAUCUUAGACUACAUAAAAAAAUUCAUACCGGAGAGAAACCAUUUAGAUGCUUGGAGUGUGGAAAGAGCUUCAAUAAGAGCUCAAAUCUUAGAAUACAUCAAAGAAUUCACACAGGAGAGAAACCAUUUAGAUGCUUGGAAUGUGGAAAGAGCUUCAAUCAGGGUUCACAUCUUAGAGAACAUCAAAGAAUUCACACAGGAGAGAAACCAUUUAAAUGCCUGGAGUGUGGAAAGAGCUUUAUUCAGACCGCACAUCUUAGACAACACCAAGUAAUGCAUACAGGGGAGAAACCAUUUACAUGCUUGGAGUGUGGAAAGUGCUUCAGUCAUCGCUCACUUCUAAGGAACCAUCAAAUAAUCCACACAGGAGAGAAACCAUUUAUAUGCUUGGAGUGUGGAAAGAGCUUCAAUCAGGGUUCAGAUCUUAGAAAACAUCAAAGAAUUCACACAGGAGAGAAACCAUUUAGAUGCUUGGAGUGUGGAAAGAGCUUCAGUCAGAGCUCAAGUCUUAGAGAACAUCAAAGAAUUCACACAGGAGAGAAACCAUUUAAAUGCCUGGAGUGUGGAAAGAGCUUCAAUCACAGUGCAUAUCUUAGAAAACAUCAAAGAAUUCACACAGGAGAUAAACCUUUUAAAUGCCUGGAGUGUGGAAAGAGCUUUAUUCAGAACUCACAUCUUAAACAACAUCAAAAAAUUCAUACUGGAGAGAAACCCUUUAGAUGCUUGGAGUGUGGAAAGAGCUUCGUUCAGAGCUCAGUUCUUAGAAAACAUGAAAGAAUUCAUACAGGAGAGAAACCAUUUUGAUGCUUUCAGUGUGGAAAAAGCUUAAGACAAAGAGGACAUCUUAAGAAUCACCAAGGAAUUCACACAGGAGAGAAACCAUUUAAAUGCCUGGAGUGUGGAAAGAGCUUUAGUCAGAGAUCAGUCCUUGCAAAACACCAAGGAAUUCACAAAGGAGAAAAAUGAUACAAAUGCCUAGAGUGUGGAAAGAGCUUCAAUCCUAGCUCCCACAUUACACAAGAUGAAUGAAUUCACACCUGGAAGGAUAUACAUGUUUUUCAUGUAGAUAGAGCUUCCAUCUCCCUUCCUCUUCCCCUUCCAGAAGAUGCAGUAGAGGAGAGUGGAGCAGAGACUUUCUAGCCACCCCUCUCCUCUCCCCCACUUCCAAAAGAAGAAGGGCAGGGACAGGGGAGCUGUGGUGGGCAGCAGUGUUCCUUCUCAUGUUUAGAAUCAGUGAGCGGAAAGGGUUUUUUCAUGGGCAGCAGCAUCUAGUCAGUGUGCACAUAGAACUCUUUCUCGCUUACACACAAACACACACAUGAGUUACUGACUAUCGUGCAAAGAAAAUGUUUGCAUGUUGGGAAGGAGGCUACAUUUAUAAUGCUUCUCCCUGUUAUUUAGUUUCCAAUGUGCCAAGUAUGUGGGUUCCUCAUACAUUCAGUCAUGUCAGCUGGCAAAAGUUGUUAAUCUCAGCUUUACCAUCCCAGUGAGAUCUAGACUGGUGAUCUCUAGGCUUGACUACUGUAAUGCGGUCUACCUGGGGUUGCCUUUGUACGUGACGAGAGUGGUCCUUCUCUUUUGCCCCUCCUAGACUGUGCAGUGCGCAACCCUGUAGACUAGGGCUGCUGAUCUUCAGCCCUCCAGCAGAUGUUGGCCUUCAUUUCCCAUAAUCCUUGACUGUGGACCACUGUGGCUGGGGGUUAUGGGAGUUGUAGUCCAAAAAGAGCUCGGGGGCUUAAUUUGAGCAGGCCUGCUAUAUAGACAUUCAUGGUUUAACAUCUUUGCCAUCCUUCAAAAGAGCCCUUAAGACACAUUUUUUCAGCCAGGCUUUUUAAAAUUUCUCAACUUUUUAAAUUUUUAAAUUGCUGUUUUUACUCGUUUGUUUUAUUUUGUUUUUCUUGUGUUUAUUUUUGUAAACUGCCUAGGACCUUUGGAGUUAAGUGGUAUAUAAAAUACAUAAAUAAUAAUAAGAGUGAGGAGGCAGGCCUACAGAUGGGGUAUGCCCAUGUCAGUGCCUGCUCCUCUGGUCAAUUCCCCUGCCUAGUUUCAUAAUAAACAUAUGGCAUGUAAAGCUUAGGGAAACGUAUGUUAUGAGAUCAUUUGGAAUGAUUCCAUUUUUAAAGGAGGAGCCGACAUAGAAACUGAGUUGCUGGUAUUUUCACAGUGACAAGUCUGUUCCGUAGCUGAAGUAUGUUGGUGCCAUUCUCCCCGCUGUGUUUCAAGGCAGUGAACACUCUCCUUGCUGCUCAAGUUAGUUUCUCUGAAUGGGAAGUCGACUGGAUCCCCCUGGACAGGAAGCCAAAGGACUGGAUCCCCCUGGUGCUGCCCAGAGACGGCUGCUCCCAGCGUAGACAUCCCCGCCUAGUUCCUCCUCACAUCUCCAGGGCCAGAAGGGCCCCUUCUAUUGGUCCCAGAGUUCACAGGGCCAGCUGGGAAGGCAUGUGGGGAUGUUGGGAAAACACAUGGGGACACUAGGCAUCCCAGAUGGCCCAUAGGAUUUCCCAGCCAGUUCCAUGGGCCCCUGUGGUGCCCGAAAUGUGGGAAACAGCCAAGGAAUGAUGACCCACUCUGGGAACAGCUGCCUCCACCUAGCAGCAGGUGGGCACUGCAGAUUCAUGGGAAUGGAGGGUCCGCUGCAGAACCCUAAUGGGUACCUUAAAAUGAGCCCCUGGUGGUGCAGUGGUAAAAACUGCCGCCCUGUAACCAGAAGGUUACAAGUUCGAUCCUGACCAGGGGCUCAAGGUUGACUCAGCCUUCCAUCCUUCUGAGGUCGGUAAAAUGAGUACCCAGAAUGUUGGGGGCAAUAUGCUAAAUCAUUGUAAACCACUUAGAGAGCUUCGGCUAUAAAGCGGUAUAUAAUUGUAAGUGCUAUUGCUAUUGCUAUUAAAAUUAGCAACUAUGGGGAAGUCCCAGAAUGUCCACCAUGGAUUUCCAAGAAAAGAUAUACCUAAGGAAAUGUUCUUAAAACAAUGCAAUAAACUUUCUUUCUCUUUUUUUGUUGUUUA